Messenger RNA from Pseudonaja textilis, 4867 nucleotides. RefSeq names its product nuclear receptor subfamily 1 group D member 2 (gene NR1D2). NCBI's taxonomy places the organism in Eukaryota, Metazoa, Chordata, Lepidosauria, Squamata, Elapidae. The record is from RefSeq and is a predicted model, not a curated record. Gene Ontology annotation, biological process: cell differentiation; negative regulation of transcription by RNA polymerase II; hormone-mediated signaling pathway. Gene Ontology annotation, molecular function: nuclear receptor activity; zinc ion binding; RNA polymerase II cis-regulatory region sequence-specific DNA binding.
AGAGCGAAUGAGGCGCAGGUAGGGGACGGAAAGGAAGGAUGGCAGUGCAGCCACGUGGGUCAGCGCCGUACUCCCGCUGACUCUUCUUGCCCUGUUGUCAGGGGGAGGAGGAAACAGCCGCAGCAGCCCUGACAAGGAGCAAACUCAGCAAGAAACUUCCUCAGGAAGGCUCGGCGGCGGCUUCUGCGCCCCUCUUUCAUCUCCUCCCGCCCAACAACGCACGAGGCAGUUCCACGCAUUGGGCAGGCGGGUGCACCUCCCAUGAGCACAGCUGCCGCAGUGGUUCCUUUUGCAUCCGCACACAGGUGGGAGGCAGAGGAAAGGGACCCAGAAAGAGGCGCCCUCCUGCACCGUGCGACCCGGCAGCCCUUCGAAGCUGUCACCAGAGACACACCGGGGUGGGCUUCUUAAGUCGGUAGGUCAGGAGGCUCUUCCUCAAGGGCCAGCCGCAGUCCGUCCUGCUUCCUUUUCUUUUGAAAAAAUCACAGCCCUCGGCAGCAAGUUCUUGGUAGAGAAGAAAAGGCAGGCAUGGAGUUGAGUGUCGGAAGUGUAAUUGCUUAUAUCAGCUCUUCAAGCUCUGCAUCUAGCCCUGCUUCCUGUCACAGUGAAGGCUCAGACAACAGUUUUCAGUCCUCUUCUUCCCCUGUACCACCAUCACCAAACAGUUCCUCCUCUGAGGGGAGCUACAGUAACAAGAGUAAGGAACACUCUGAUGGAAGUCCAACCAUUGACCAGUUUGAGAAUCACACUAAGACAAAUCAAUUGAGUGAUGCCUCAGCAGCAAAAAGUCAUAAAGGGUUUGCAAAAUUUAAUGGCAUGAUCUUGCUGUGUAAAGUCUGUGGAGAUGUUGCUUCAGGAUUUCACUAUGGGGUCCAUGCCUGUGAAGGCUGCAAGGGUUUCUUUAGAAGAAGCAUUCAGCAAAAUAUCCAAUAUAAGAAGUGCCUGAAAAAUAACAACUGCUCUAUAAUGAGAAUGAAUAGAAACAGGUGUCAGCAAUGCCGAUUCAAAAAAUGCUUGUCUGUAGGAAUGUCAAGAGAUGCUGUUCGAUUUGGCCGAAUUCCUAAACGAGAGAAGCAGAGGAUGAUAAUUGAAAUGCAAAGUGCCAUGAAAACUAUGAUGAAUACGCAGUUCAGUGAUCACUUGGCCAGUGAAGCAUUAAAAGAUAGCCAGGAAGCAUUGCUCUUAGUGCCUCAGGAACAGCUGAACUCCAAACUAAAGCAAGAAGAAACUGCCAAAAAGCCCACUUCUCCUUCUCCUCUUCCUCCUCCAUUAUGUCCUGCUCUUUCUUUGCCCUCUGACAUUGCCAAAGAAGAAGUGAUUGGCAUGGUGACCAGUGCCCACAAAGAUACAUUUAUGUACAAUCAGGAACAACCAGAAGAUCGUACCACUUCAAAUGGGGAGAAAAAUCUUAAAUACUUGGAGCAAUACAAUUCUGGUGGUGAAGCCGAUGAUGGUAGCAUAAGCAAUGUGCUUCAAAAUGGGAAUAUUAAACAUUUCAAUGGACAGUUUAAAGGGCAAAACAAUAUGCGCUAUCCAAGUGGGUAUAAUCUUUGCUUCCAUUCUAUGAACUUCACCAAUGGCUUUACCACAAAAGGGUAUAAUAAAAUGCUCGAAAAUGGCUUUUCUUCCAUUGAAUCUCUGAAUGUGUAUUCCUGCAGCACUGAAGACAGAAUGCACCUGGUUUGCCCAAUGAACAAGACUCCUUUUGUGGAUCCAAAUAAGUCUGGUCAGGAAGUCUGGGAAGAAUUUUCCAUGAGCUUUACCCCUGCAGUAAAGGAAGUAGUGGAAUUUGCCAAGCGUGUUCCAGGUUUCCGAGAUCUUUCCCAACAUGACCAAGUAAACCUUCUGAAGGCUGGAACCUUUGAGGUACUAAUGGUACGGUUUGCAUCUCUAUUUGAUGCAAAAGAUCGUACUGUCACUUUUCUUAGUGGAAAGAAGUACAGUUUGGAUGAUCUACGUACCAUGGGAGCUGGUGAUCUGCUGAACUCCAUGUUUGAGUUUAGUGAGAAGCUAAAUGCACUCAACCUUAGUGAUGAAGAAAUGAGUUUGUUUACAGCGGUGGUCCUUGUAUCUGCUGAACGAUCAGGAAUAGAGAAUGUCAAUUCUGUGGAAGCACUGCAAGAAACAUUGAUCCGUGCACUCAGGACUUUGAUCACAAAAAAUCAUCGAAAUGAAGCCUCUAAAUUUACAAAACUACUUUUGAAACUGCCUGACCUGCGUUCCUUAAAUAACAUGCACUCUGAAGAACUUCUAGCCUUUAAAGUUCAUCCAUAGGCUUUUAUCUCCUGCUUAUAUACUUGAUCUAUCUAAAAUUAAUUGUUUUUAUUUUGUGCUAAAAAUUUUUUGUUUAUAUUUGUACAUGCUUCUGUGAAGGAUUUGUAUAAUAGUGAAAUGAUGCAGUAAAUGCAUCAGGUUGACCCUUAUUUCACCAUUCACAAAAUGGCUGCAGAUUUCUUUUUGAUUUUCCAAAACAGUCCCACUUGCACAAAAGCUGAAGAAAUUACACUAAAUAUUAUAGGUGCUGACUUCUUUGUCUUUACAGAAAAGAUCAUUUAAUUAUCCUAAAGAAGAAUACCCAGUAGCUACAAAUGGAAAGCUGUACUUCGAAUAAAUGAAAAAAGACUAUUGGUCCAUCUCAUGCUUAAGUAGAUACCUUGCUAUAUAAAGAAUUUUUUCAAAUUUUUUUGUUUCUGAUUACACUAUGAAUGAAGUUUAUGAAAGAAUCAGUUUAUAUUAAUUUGUUCACUUUAAUAUAAAAUUGCAUAUUCAUCUCUGUACAUGUUUAUGUGUGCAAAUGCACAUACAUACACACAUAUAAUGUGAACAGAGAUGGGUGUAUUAUUACUUUAUAAACUUCAUGUAUGUACAUAAUUAUAUAAGUAUAUAAAUAUAAAUAAACUUCACAAUAUUUUCAGCUGUGAACAAGUUAAAGGAGGAUUAUCCAUAUGAAUGCAUUUGGUUCAGUACAGUUGGAAGUAAAAAGUUUAGAGACUCCCAAAUUAGUAUGUUGAUAUGUUGAAUUUGUUAAUUUUGGUCACUUAAAACAAUAUAAGUGAAGAGAUAAAUAGGUCAAAUUUAAACAUUAUUGAGAAUGUGGGGCUUUUUCCUAAAAAAAAUGUCUUUAAUAUUAUAUGUACCUAAAGUAGUAGGCAUUUAAAAUUAGUGCUCAGCCUUGCGAGUUUUCCUGUAAAGUUUCCAUGGAGAAUCAUGGAAGAAAACCAUGUUACGCCUUUGUUCCAUAUUGGGUGUUCUGUGAAUCAUUUAUGCUACAUACAUAUGCAAAUUGAAUGCUACAUAAAUCAGUCUUGUAACAUGAGUGGGACUUUUAAAAUCAGUUUUGUUAUAUCUCCAAAGGUUUUUCAAAACUGAUCUAGGUUGUCCGAUACCUGUGAAGUUCUGUUAAUUUCAUGACUUUUUAAAUGCCAGUGACAAAUUCCUAAGCAAGGAUUUGCUGUAUUUUCUGUUGCAUUUUUCAAAUUAAUGUAUUAAUUGUUUCAUGCUGUUCUUAGUGUGAAAAUAUUUUAGUUGGAUCAAAGUACGACUAUGUCAGUAUCAAACCUUUGAGAUUUUCCAAAAUAUGACUUUUGAAAAUACAUUGAUAUUUCAUGUAGUUAUUUAGUACUUAACUCCUCUCAAACUUUCCAUAACUUUAUGUGAAAAAUUACAAUAUCAUAGUUGAUACAUAAUUUUUAGGCCAAUGCAUCACUACAUGUAAAAAUAUUUGUUUUCAAUCUUAUUAUAUAGCAUUAUUAUUUGAUUUAAAUUAAUUUCUGUGAUCUUUCUAGACAUCAAACCCCUAUUUUGUUUAUUUCAAGCAACUAUUGGGAUGUGUUUUUACCAUAAUUUGUUCACAUUAAAAAAAUGCUCAACUGCAAGUUACAGUUUUUUUGGGGGGGGAUAAUUAUUUUUAAAAAUAGUUACCAAAUAUCAAAAAUCCAAAGAUAAGUUAGUCAUUUCCCAUCAAUUUUUUUUAAAAAUUGGAGGCAAUUACUUGAUUCUAGAUUUCUCACAUGUUUUUGUCUGGAAGGAAAAUGUUGCUUGAACUUUAUGAACAAUUGCUUAUGUUUCAAAGAAUCAAUACACCAAAUACAUACACUGAAUGUAGGUUAGAAAAAUACCCUAUAAAAUAAACUUGCAUAAUUUCAACUUAAGCUUGAGUUUAUUCACUGAAGGAAAAAAAAUAUUCAGUUUCUUUAGAAACAAGAUGUAGAUUUGAAUUCACCUUCUGUCUGAAAUCUGGAACCUUGAGCACAUACUUACAUUAUGCCCUCACUCUUUCUUUGUCUUAACAGAAUAAUGGAAACAAGCGUCUGGAGGUUCUCAAUCAUCCAGGUCAUGUCCCAAAGAUGUUUUGCCAAAAGGCAACUGGACUUUCUUGCUUCCCCCCCAACUCCCCGAAAACAUUUCAUUUCUCAUCCAAGAAGCUAAAGAAUUGAAGAAGCUUCUUGGAUGAGAAGUGAAUCAUUUUCAAGGAAAUAACAAAAAGGUCACUGCAUAGCUGUUCCCACAAAAGCCACUGUAUAGCUGUUCCCAUUGUCCCAAAGGUGGCAACUGGCCUUUUGGAAAAGCACCUUUGGGACAAUGGGAACAGCUAUGCAGUGGCUUUUACCAAUAGUCAUACAAUAAUGAAAACGAAUAUGGUGAUAAUAAACCAUUGCAUAAUUACCCCUGACUUUUGCCAAAUACUAUGUGCAGGUGGAGGAACAGUCCUUAUGUCACAGUCAAAUGUGACCUAAGAUUUAAGUUUCUGAAUUUUAACUAAAGAAGCUGUGUGAUGUGAACUCUGCUUUACUGUGGUCAUAGGUUAUGUGCUAUUUAAAAUACUGAGAAAUAUGUCAAAAUCUUUGAAUACUGUUGAUGGACAUUG